AGACGACGAAGAAGAAAUACUGUCUACUGCCACCACUUAUUAGCUUUCUGAAGACUAUAUCUAAGAGUUUGGAAGCGUUCUGUACGUAUAUAGACUUGACUAGAGAUGCAGCUAUCUAAAAGCGCUUUUCUCGCCGGUUUGGUCGCGAUGCUACCGGUCCUCGCGGCCGGGCACUCGUGGAUCGCCUGCACGGACUACACGGAGAUGAACGGCCAGGACUGGGACGCCGGGAAGUGCCGGGCUUUCCCACGGUCCGGGCAGCAGUUCGUGCCGAAGAGCGCCGCGUUCGGCACCGAUACGGGGUACAAUUUCCACGGGAAGGAGGAGCAGCCGUGCCGCACGGCGAGGAACGACGGCGGGGCCUACACGGCAGACCACCCCAUGGCGGUGUACUACCCCGGGCAGAGGGUCGUCUUCACACACCCUACCAAGAACCACGUGGCCGAUCCCGGCUGCACCAACAACUUCAUCCCCGAUAACGGCAACCAGAUCCUCGUCGGGCCGAAGGACGGCGGCGCCGACCCGAAGCUGUCCGGGUUCACGCUCCUGGAGGACCUCGGGGUUUCUCCCACGGGGGACCUGCCCGCGUCCAUCAUGUCGUCGUACCCCAAGCCGGGCUACCAGAACGCGCCCAAGUUUUGCGACAACCAGGACAAAGCUUUGGCCACUGGAAACUUCACGCUACCGACUGACAUGCAACCAGGCCGCUACACGUUCCUGUGGGCCUGGAGCUUUAACAGCCCGCAGGACACCUACACCAGCUGCUGGGAGGCGGACGUGGUGGCCUCGCAGACCGAGCGGGAUAACCGCCUGCAGCAGCGCGGACAGGCCAGCGGCGACGCCUGCGACUUCAACACGAACUGCAACGGCGGGAACUCCGAAACUGGUGGUGAAUCCGGAACCGGAGGGGAAUCCGGAACUGGUGGGGAAGAGUCCGGAAAUUCCGGUUCCGAGACGGAGGGUUGUGACGACUGCCUGACGUUCGUGUACACCAGCCUGAAGACCAACGUGGCGACCGGUGAAAUGAGCAUAUCCGCCGACUUCCCGCCGCCCAGGGCCGAUCCCAACCAUCCCGGACAAGUGGACGUUCGAUUUCCGUUCCCGGUCAAGAACGCUGUGUUCGCGGUGGGCAGGAGCACGGUAAUCCCCUCCACGGAGACGGCUGACGGCGUGUUCGUGCUGAGUGAAGCGGACCUGGUGCCCCUGGCAGGCGACAAGCUGACGGUCACGGUCCGGUUCGACGACGGCGUCGGGCCGACCUGCUUCAGCCAGGCGGGGAGGGUGCGCAUCGAGCCCGUCGGGUACGUCGCCCACACCCCGCUGGACUUCUUCUUCGAGCAGCGGUGGAACGGCGGCGGCAUGGGGCGCAUCGUGCUGCCGGACAGCCGGCGGACGCUCCCCGGGGACUGGUGGGUGGAGGUCACCUUCCCCUGCCCGGACCUCACCUUCCAGGUGUGGUACGGCACCGACCAAUCAACAGACGAGCAGAAGUCACGUGGGCAGUACGUCAUCCGCCAGCCCGAGUGGGAGACGCAGAACACCAAUCACAUCGGCUUCACGGUGCAGAACAGCGCAUGCGCGUUCCUAGAGGACGACGUGGUAGCAACUUUGGUAACUGCCGGAAAAUAAUGUGUUGCUAUGGGGAUAUAUACUAGUACAUGUAAGUCAUACAUAUAAAUACACUACAUUAUUUUUUUGAUAAUCACCCUGAUUAAAUGUACAAAUGGCAUUGCCUCUCUCUAUAUAGCUAUGACCACACCUCUAGUGUACCUGUGAGAAACAGGAAAUAUUUUAAUUCUCACAAAUAAGGUUUUCUCCUUUUAAAGAUUUGUUUAAAGUGCUGAAAGAAAAUUGUUCUUGUUGAUUACAAGUAUAAUGUGAUUGAAUAGUUGAUGCAUAUGAUUGAAUAGAAAUGCAUAUAGAUAAUAGAAAUGCAUACAUGUACCCUAUGCGUGUAAACUUGUAACCUAAAAUUCGAAAAUGCUGGCCAUUGUAUACGUUUUCUUUUGUAUAAACAGUCCAGAUAGUCUUCAUGGUAUGAAAAUGUGUAUCAUCGACAUAAUGGUUCUAUAUUGUUUCCAUUAUGAUUGCCUCAGGAAGAAACUCUGAUUAGAUUGUUAAAUACACUACUCAUCAUGCAAC
Messenger RNA from Branchiostoma belcheri (Belcher's lancelet), 2142 nucleotides. RefSeq lists its product as uncharacterized. Lineage: Eukaryota; Metazoa; Chordata; Leptocardii; Amphioxiformes; Branchiostomatidae. The record is from RefSeq and is a predicted model, not a curated record. The coding region runs from base 106 to 1629 and encodes 507 amino acids. The transcript has 4 exons.